GCGUACAUUCACCACUGCGAACAUGACAUGUAAGAUAAUACUUCUGGCGGCUCUCGUGUCGGCGGCUAACGCGGGUCACAGCCAACAGGUGGGCUACACCACUCAGCAGCACCAUCCGGUGGUGGCCCAGGUGCAGACGGUGGUGGCGCCUCAAAUUCAAGUAGCACAAGCGCAGCAUGUCGUGCCGUUGGUCCAAACGCGGUUGGAGCCCUACGACCCCAACCCCCAGUACAGUUACGCGUACACAGUAAACGAUCAGCAGACCGGCGACUCGAAGAGCCAACAUGAAACCAGACACGGGGACGUAGUCAGAGGCCAGUACAGUUUGACCGAACCGGACGGUUCCAGGAGGACGGUGGAUUACACCGCAGAUCCGCACGGAGGGUUCAAUGCGGUGGUGCAAAGGACCGUUCCCGUUGUUGCCGCUCACUAAGUCAUUUUUUGGAACAGGGUUAUGGACGCUUUUAAUCGUUUAAUGUCUUCGUGUAAUAUACUGUCGAAUACUGAAUAGUUAAUUUGUACAUUAAUAAAUGUAUUGUAAGUUUUA
Messenger RNA from Aethina tumida (small hive beetle), 547 nucleotides. RefSeq names its product larval cuticle protein A2B-like. Gene Ontology annotation, cellular component: extracellular matrix. The coding region runs from base 23 to 433 and encodes 136 amino acids. NCBI's taxonomy places the organism in Eukaryota, Metazoa, Arthropoda, Insecta, Coleoptera, Nitidulidae. The transcript has 2 exons. The record is from RefSeq and is a predicted model, not a curated record.